Molecule: messenger RNA, 2180 nt
Organism: Folsomia candida
Lineage: Eukaryota; Metazoa; Arthropoda; Collembola; Entomobryomorpha; Isotomidae
Gene: Spt3
Exons: 6
Coding region: 277-1599 (440 amino acids)
Biological process (GO): transcription by RNA polymerase II
Source: RefSeq, a predicted model, not a curated record
CAAGCGGGAGCGGAUGCCUCCUCAAAACCACAGAAUCCUCUUCUCACACAAAAAAGUAGGUCAUAAUCCCAAUUCUGUGCGAAAUAGAGGUCAUGUUCGACCACCGAGAGUGCAAAAUUAUCGAGGCUAACAUACCCCACCCACCAACAUGUAACUAGUGAACUGUUCUUCUGCCCAAGUCUGAGUUGAGGAGGAGGUCUGACCAAGUCGUCGUCGUCGUCACGAAGAAGAAGAAUCUCAAAACCCUUUCACCAAUUGAUCUCCUUUUUUGUGGCGAUGAACAUUGUGACCUCAAAUGGGAAACUUACAGCAGUUUCUGUCUCUGCAGCCACCACGUCGACAGUGGCACACAAGGGGGGAGCAAGUAUCACCAUGGUUGGCGGAGGUACUUCGUCAGCUGCUACUAUCAAAAUUUCCAACGCUACUGCGACCACAUCAGCAUCGUCAUCAUCAACAUCAGCGGGGGGAGGAUUACUGUCGCCAUCACCAAAUAUGAGUGUCACGUCGACCGGAAAACGUGUCGCAGGUUCGAGUAGAGGAAGUUCUAAUGCGAGCAAAGAUCGGGCCACGAAUAAGGAAAAAGAGGCAGCAGCAAGGAGCAAAGAAAGCAAGGAAAUUUCAUUGAAACCAGAUUUGAGAAAUAUCAUGCAAGCUUUUGGAGAUGGGACGAGUCCUUCGGAAGAUUCUGUACAGUUGAUGGAACUUAUUUUACGUCAGGAAAUGACGGCAUUUAUAUUUCUUUGUGAUACUGCGGCGUACUGGGGUGGAUAUAAAGUUUUAGGAAUGCGAGAAUGCAUUUACACUUUAAGAAAUGAUAAACCCUUCUUGUCACGACUCUUCAAAUAUUUUAUUAUUAAAGAUCAACAACAACAAAAAACAAUAUGCGUAAACUACCACGGUCAUACGAAAGUAGUCAGCACACAGGGCAACUAUUUGGGAGAAAUUCGUGAAAUACUGGAUGACUUGGAUGGAUCUGGAGAAUUGGAAAAAUUGUUGGAUCAAGAUAAUAGUUACGAUAGCAGUGGCGGAAAGUUGGAUAAGGCUCAUCAAGCAGAGAGCAACACUCAUAGACUGAUUAGUCCUAAAUAUAUUAAUUAUGUGAAAGCCCGUUCCAUUUCUUUUGCGAGAAAGUUACCUCAACUCCAAGAAUGGGUUUCACAGUACCUUCAUUCAGAGUACAAGUUAAGCCAAAAUUUUAUGGACAUUUUGGCGUUUUUGAUUUACGAUUUUGUGGCCCAAAUUGUGGAUCUCUCAUUUAUAAUCAAACGCGAAAGAACCAACGGAUCUAACCCUUUACUCAAAUUAUACGACCCAAGAGGAAGUAAUCCGGAUACAUGCAUGUCUGCCACUCUAUUUCUGAGGAAAGACGAAGAGUGUAACAAUGUCUCAGAAAUGUUGGUGCUGGCCAGUGAAUUGGAGGCCAAACGGCUUAAAAAGGUUUCGACAUCCAACAGAGAAGUAGUCUCGACCAAAAGUGUUCAUUGUUUAUCACCGAGUGAAAUUAAAGAAGCAUACCUUCGAAUGCAGAACAGUCAAGCUCCAUCAAUCUCUUUUCGGACCCGUGCCGAAAAAAUUAAACAUUUUAGCUUUCAGUAUUAGCAUCGAUUUGUUCGUAGUUGUAUGUAACGUAGUCGACCUACCGUAUCUUCUUUAGUAAUAUUAGUUGUAGAAACUCUUUAUAAAGAGAUGAUUAUGAUGAUGUGAAAUAAUAUACAAACAAAAAAAACUACCAACAACGAAUGUACAACAAAUCAAUGCAAUUUUAAGCUAACAUAAGAUUUUGUGUAUGUACUCGUAAAAUAUUUCGUAUUUACCAACCAUAGUAUUUCAAACUUUCGACGGAGAAGAAAGAUUACGAAGAAAUAUCUUAAUACUCGAAUUGCAUUUAUAGUUUACAUUGUACAAAAUUCUAUUUUGUUCUCGUUUUGCUAUGACCGACUAUACGCAUACAUAUUUACAUAUUAUAUAUUGAUUAUUAUUAUUUAGCUGGGCUAUGUAGAGAGAUUUUAAUUAAUUAAUUAAUUAUAGAAUCAAAUAGAAUACAAAAUAGUAUGUAUUGCCGCUGUUAUUCCAAUGUUAUGUGACUUAUCCACAUAAAAUGUUAAGUUAUUAUCUUUACUUCUUGUUACGUUACGCAAAAAAAGUACACAGUAAAGGUAAAUAAAUAGUUGACAAGAGUA